CCCAAACUCUGCACAUAAGCUCCAGAGAGCAGCGGCAGACAGCAGCCACGGUCCUCUCUUUGGUUUUCUCCGUCAUUGAUUUGAUGAAACAUAUGGUGCUUUAUAACCUACCAUAGGGUGUUUGAGGGAGUCCCUGAACCAAGACAGCGGAUUUACUACGGUCUGAAAAUGAAUUGUGCAAGAGUUUUACAGGCUUUAAGCCAUCCCCAGUCGGCUGUAAUACCAGUUGACCUGGCCAUGUGUCUGAGCCUCAGCCAGCGCCAGCCUCUUUAUCAACUGCUGUCCAUGUCUCCUCUGAAACCCACACAGCAUCGCACUCAGCCAAGUGACAGUCUGCCGAAGGCCGGCCUUCCCUCCUCACAUCACCCAUCCUCAUCCUCCUCAUUUUCAUCGUCAUCGCUGUCCUCCUCUUACAUGUCUUUGGAGCGGCGGAGCUGUUUCCGCAGGGACAGUGGCGGCAGUGCGAGCAAGAAGCGUGUAGUGUUUGCAGACGCCAAAGGACUAGCACUCACUGCUGUGCGUCUGUUCAUUCCUGAGCCCUCUUCCCCUACUUCUACCCUGCUGAUUAGACCCCCACCAGCCAAACUGGAAGGCCAACAGUCAGUCGCCAACAAAAUGCAGCGCCCCAAGUUGCGGCUGGGUUUCCCUCAGCCAACACUGGACUUUAAAGCCUUCCUUGGACGCUUGCGAGAAACAAAUGUGCAGCUGGAAAGCUGCAAAAUUUCAGAGCACUCCUUAAGUGGCAAAGUGUGGGCUUUCCAUGUCAGCACUGAGAGGGCUGUGCAUGUGAGGGUGACCUUUGACUCUUGGCGGAGCCAUCAUGACAUUCCCUGCACGUUCUUGCAGCAGCAGCGCUGUGGGGGUUCUAACGUGGAUGUUUUCAGCUUUGAUUUAAGCUUACCCCAGAACAUUGAUCCACAGGAACGAAUGGAGUUUUGUGUGUCAUUCAGGCCCGGUCAUGCUGGCUCCUUGGCACACUGGGACGACAACAGGGGGCAGAAUUACAGAGUGUUCAUGGAAAAAGAUGAAGCAAAUGCUAACCAAAGCAACCUUAGCCGUUUUUACCCCUCACUCACAGCGCACCGCCCGCCAUCAUGGCCUUCACACGUGUCUACUGGUCUGCAGAACUCCGAUGUACAGCAUCUUCAGAGGACUUUGUCAAACAGAGUCAGAGCAGACUGGAAAACCCUGUGUUCAGUUAAAUAGACCUGUGAGAUAAGCAUAUGCUUUCUCAGCAGACCUGUGUGUAAUUAUCUGAUGUGAAUAUUUUAUUUAUCAAGUAUUUUUAAGACACUUUUUGCUUUAAAAUGCGCAUAAACUAUGUAAAAUCUCCAGUGCUGGAUGGCCUGAAACCCACUCUUUAACAUGGCUCACAUUCAUGAGCUCAACUACCCUGCUGAAAUGUGAAUAUUAUAUUCUGCAAUAAUAUUCUGAUUAAAUCUGUUGAAAAGAAAA
Stegastes partitus (bicolor damselfish) is the source of this 1455-nucleotide messenger RNA. It is a transcript of the gene ppp1r3c2a, whose product is annotated as protein phosphatase 1 regulatory subunit 3C2, duplicate a. Gene Ontology annotation, biological process: regulation of glycogen biosynthetic process. NCBI's taxonomy places the organism in Eukaryota, Metazoa, Chordata, Actinopteri, Pomacentridae. The transcript has 3 exons. The record is from RefSeq and is a predicted model, not a curated record. The coding region runs from base 169 to 1206 and encodes 345 amino acids. Gene Ontology annotation, molecular function: protein phosphatase 1 binding; glycogen binding. Gene Ontology annotation, cellular component: protein phosphatase type 1 complex.